Ixodes scapularis (black-legged tick) is the source of this 1995-nucleotide messenger RNA. RefSeq names its product piggyBac transposable element-derived protein 3. NCBI's taxonomy places the organism in Eukaryota, Metazoa, Arthropoda, Arachnida, Ixodida, Ixodidae. The coding region runs from base 111 to 1925 and encodes 604 amino acids. The transcript is spliced from 3 exons. The record is from RefSeq and is a predicted model, not a curated record.
CAUAAAUCACACCUCGCGCUGCUGAGGCUUAUAUUCGAGACCUUUUUAGCCAUUAUGUGGCGCCAUCUAGCUCCAGGAGCUCGAAGCAUGACUAGAAUCACGCAUUCAAGAUGGACGCCUCCACGUUCUAUGGAAGCUCCGCCAUCGAGAAACACGCAAGAGAAAGACGAAAGGCAUCAGUGACUGCAGCUGAAGCGAUAUUUCUAGCGAUCACCGACGGCAAUGUGUCAGAUGCCGAUCUCUCCGACGAUGAGCUGGUGUCAUCAGAGGUUGUGGCUUCGGACCAUGACCUUGGAGAACCAUCCACUAGCGGUGCUGCUGCUGGUGCUGCUGAGGAAAGUGGCCUGUCCGAAGAUGAAGAUGCUCCAGAGGAAGCGCCGAAGAAACGAAAAAAAACAGUGAACUGGGUGUCAAGAGACUUCAAUCCGGGAAGCAUACUCUGCACUCAUGUCGAAAUGGAGUAUCAGUCGCCAACUGAACCUUUAGAAUAUUUUGUCCGGUACCUUCCAGACGAAGUGUUCGAGGAUCUCGCGGAGUACACAAACAGGUACCAUCUUCAGAAAACCGGGUCAGUGCUUGGAACUACGCCGCAAGAAAUGAAGGUGUUCUUCGGGAUGAUGAUGUACAUGGCUGUCUUGAAGUUUCCCAGGAUUCGUAUGUACUGGAACCCCAGAACACGGAUCGCAGUGAUAGCGGAUGCUAUGCCAAUCAACAGAUUCUUCAAACUCAGAUCUGCUGUACACAUCACAGAUGCAAGUACUCGGGAUCCGAGUAGCACCGACAAGUUCUGGAAAGUGCGCCCACUGAUUGACGUAGUGAAGCGCCGCUGCUUGGAGCUUGAAGUUCUUGAACACUCGAGUAUUGACGAGCAAAUGAUUCCAUUUACGGGAAAAGUUGCCGCAAAGCAAGUCAUCAAGUCAAAGCCAAAUCCGGAAGGUGUGAAAGUGUUUGUACGCUGCAGCCACGACGGACUUGCCCAUGAUUUUGAGAUAUAUCAGGGCAAAGGCACAGGUGUUGACUCCACUCAUGCUCACCUAGGGCUAGGGGGGUCUGUUGUAAUGAGGCUGUCCGAAGCAGUGCCGACGCACAAAAACCUGAAAUUUUUUUUCGACAACUACUUUACGUCAAUUGGUCUCCUUCGAGAACUGAAAGCUCUGGGCAUCCUUGCUACAGGGACAAUCAGGGGUAACCGCCUAAUGGGUUGCAGCUUGAAGUCUGAGAAGGAGCUGAAGAAAGAGGGAAGAGGAAGCAUGGACGAGAAAGUCAUCGAAGAAGGUGAUGUCGUGCUGGUGAGAUGGCUCGACAAUGGUGUUGUAAAUAUUGCUUCAACCCAGGUCGGCGCUGGUGAAGUUGGUGUGGCUAAGAGGUGGAGUGUAGCUGCCAAAGAGAGGAUUGAAAUCCCCUGCCCAGAGGCAAUCUUGUACUACAAUCGAUUCAUGGGUGGCGUGGACAAACUUGAUUUUGUCAUGGCACUUUACCCCAUGCGUGCUAAAACCAGAAAGUGGACCGUGAGAGUCCUGUCACACUUUGUGUCGUUAGCCCUUGCCAAUUCGUGGCUUGAGUAUGUGCGAGACGCGAGCCACGAGGGCCUCGCACGAAGCAAGACACACGACAUGAUGUCUUUUCAGACCGAAGUGGCUCUGAGCCUCAUCAAGCAGAACCAAGAAGUGCAGAAGAAACGAGGCCGGCCAAGCGCCGAAUUCCAAGCACCAGUCCGACAAGCUCACAACGCACGACCAUCGCCACCAAAUGCUGUGAGGUAUGAUGGGAAAGAUCACUGGCCUCAGCAAGUUGAGGCCCCUUUCCCUCAGAGGUGCAGGUACGAGAAGUGUGCCUCCAAGACCAGAGUGCGGUGCCGCAAGUGUGACAUCUUUCUCUGCAUUAGUUCAAAAAAUGACUGUUUUUUUCUCUACCACAACCCAUGAUGUCACUUUGAUGCCUAAGUAUGGCAUUAACACAUGUUUUUGAGUAAUGGAAUAAAUUUUUUUGACCAGU